This is a messenger RNA of Pocillopora meandrina, 595 nucleotides long. NCBI's taxonomy places the organism in Eukaryota, Metazoa, Cnidaria, Anthozoa, Scleractinia, Pocilloporidae. The record is from the annotation of a GenBank genome assembly.
AAGUGUGUUCGUUGCCAAAUUGAGCAGUAUUCUAAAGACUUGAUUAAAGAAAUCUACAGCCCCUUUGUUCCGAACAUCAUCGACGCUGUAUAUGCCGUAGCACACGCACUAGAUAUUUUUAAUCGAAAUUUUAGUUAUGACGGGACCAAAGAUCGGGCAAAUCUGCAGAUAGCCAGUAGUUUUAACGUGCAGAAGCUUCUUGGCAGAGUCAGUUUUGACGGUCUAACUGGAAAAAUUACAUUCGAUCGAUUUGGUGACAAGGGUUCGGCGGUUCAGCUACAAAAAAGUAUUCAAUGGAGAUGUCGAGAGCAUGAAAAUGGUGCUGAUAGGAGAAUGGAAAAAUUCAAAGAGGAACAAAACUCGCUUGAUUUUUCAUGAAGCCCUGAAUUGGACGAGUACAUCUGGUCGCCCCCCAAAAUCUGAAUGUUCGGAGCAGUGUCCUCCUGGAAAAAGGAAAUCUUUUACCUCUCCUGGUUGUUGGCAGUGCCUUCCAUGUCUUGGUGGAACCAUCAGCCCAUCCGCUGGUUCUGAAAGCUGUAGUGAAUGCCCUAUCGGAACAAUGUCCAACCAGGCUAAAACAGACUGUGUCAUUUAA